AUGGACAAGCAGCUCUUCGAUUCCUCCUACGUGGACACGUCCUUCUUCGUUGCCAGUGGCACGGCGCAGGGGGAGAGCCGGCCGAGGGCUCGGCGCAGGCGGCGGAGGGCGGCGAGGUGCGGUGACGUCGACGGCGGCGAUCUGGACGGAGGAGGCGACCCCAAGAAGCGCCGGCUCAGCGACGAGCAGGUGGAGAUGCUCGAGGUCAGCUUCCGGGAAGAGCGCAAGCUGGAGACCGGCCGGAAGGUGCACCUGGCCGCCGAGCUCGGGCUCGAUCCCAAGCAGGUCGCCGUCUGGUUCCAGAACCGCCGCGCGCGCCACAAGAGCAAGCUGCUCGAGGAGGAGUUCGCCAAGCUCAAGCACGCCCACGACGCCGCCAUCCUCAACAAAUGCCAUCUCGAGAACGAGGUGCUGAGGCUGAAGGAGAGGCUGGGGGCCACGGAGGAGGAGGUGAGACGUCUCAGAUCCGCGGCUGGGAGCCACGCAGCUUCCGGUGACGGCGGAGACGCCGCUGGCGCCGUUGUCGCGUGCGGCGGCAGCCCGAGCUCGUCCUUCUCGGCGGGCACCUGCCACCAGCAGCACCCAGGUUUCAGCGGGCAGGACGUGAUGGGGCCGGACGAUGACCUGAUGAUGUGCGUCCCGGAGUAUGGUGGAUAUGCCGAUAGCAGCGUCGUCGAGUGGUUUAGCCUGUACGGGCUUAUGUGA
Messenger RNA from Lolium rigidum, 705 nucleotides. Its product is annotated as homeobox-leucine zipper protein HOX14-like. Bases 1 to 705 code for a protein of 234 amino acids. Gene Ontology annotation, molecular function: DNA-binding transcription factor activity, RNA polymerase II-specific; sequence-specific DNA binding. The record is from RefSeq and is a predicted model, not a curated record. Gene Ontology annotation, biological process: positive regulation of DNA-templated transcription. Lineage: Eukaryota; Viridiplantae; Streptophyta; Magnoliopsida; Poales; Poaceae. Gene Ontology annotation, cellular component: nucleus. The transcript is spliced from 3 exons.